CCUUCAUGUCAACAGCUGCCCCUCCUUGCUGCAUCCUUGAUACAUCCUCUUCCCCUGCUUACACCCUUAUUCUAGCAGCUGUGUGUCAUCUACAUUAUUCAUGGCUUCCACCAUCGAACUUGCAUCCUCCUUCAUCGAGGGUGCCCCGCCCGGCGAGCUCGCAGAUGUCGUUGCAGACGUGAAAGCCCUCACCUCCGACGGCUCCGACAUCAUCCCCUCCCUCGCGCCGGCCUUUGAGCGCUACAACGAGACACAGCUUACGACUGUCAAGCUUCCCGGCGCCAGCCAGGAGGUCCUGAUCAGCGAAUACAACAAACUCGAGGGAAACCGGUACUUUGACGUGGAGAGCCAGACAUCAUUCGAGGUGGACCAUAUCACACAGGAAGCAUCCGCGGCACAGUCUUACGUUCUAGAGUCGCAGAACGCGGACUUGAUUAAAUCGCUGCUUAAAUCCCUCUCCGCACACGCCACCGAACACUACCGCUCGUGCUCGUACGGCGUAUACCCCAUCGAGGACGACAGUGCCGUGGCGAUUGUUCUGGUUGCGAACCGCUAUUCGCCGAAUAACUUCUGGAACGGCCGCUUCCGCGCCAUCUACACUCUCCCCGUGGGCUCGUCAACCACUAUCUCCGGCCAGAUCAAGGUCGAUGUGCACUACUACGAAGACGGAAAUGUGGCGCUCAACACCACCAAGCCGGUGAGUUUGUCGGUGCCGUCGGUGGACGCGGGGGCGAUCAUCUCGAAGAUUGCGGCUGCGGAGCGGGAUUACCAGGAGGAGUUGAACCGGACGUUUGUGAAUACGGCGGAGGGAGCGUUCAAGGGGCUGCGGAGACAGUUGCCGAUUACGAGGCAGAAGGUUGAGUGGGAGAAGGUGGGAGGGUACCGGUUGGGACAGGAUAUUUCGGGUGGAAAGGGUCGGUAAAUAUUAGCGUAGGUGCAGG
Aspergillus sclerotioniger CBS 115572 is the source of this 941-nucleotide messenger RNA. Its product is annotated as F-actin-capping protein subunit alpha. Gene Ontology annotation, molecular function: actin filament binding. Gene Ontology annotation, cellular component: F-actin capping protein complex; actin cortical patch. Bases 101 to 922 code for a protein of 273 amino acids. The transcript has 7 exons. Lineage: Eukaryota; Fungi; Ascomycota; Eurotiomycetes; Eurotiales; Aspergillaceae. Gene Ontology annotation, biological process: barbed-end actin filament capping; actin cytoskeleton organization. The record is from RefSeq and is a predicted model, not a curated record.